Molecule: messenger RNA, 848 nt
Organism: Cydia strobilella
Lineage: Eukaryota; Metazoa; Arthropoda; Insecta; Lepidoptera; Tortricidae
Product: cartilage oligomeric matrix protein-like
Exons: 5
Coding region: 122-847 (241 amino acids)
Biological process (GO): cell adhesion
Cellular component (GO): extracellular region
Molecular function (GO): calcium ion binding
Source: RefSeq, a predicted model, not a curated record
UGUAGACGUGGAAAGGAUAGACGUUGAUAUAUGUCCAAACGAUGAAGACCAAGAAACUGCAAUCGAAGUGCCGGAUGUCUGCACCAACACUAGCAGCGAACCGAUAUCUAGUUCAGACUACAUGAAAGUAGAUUUGCAUCCAGACUUCAUAGAAGACGGGUCCCCAGUUUGGAUGGUGUUCAACGGAGGCAAGAAAAUAACGUCCAAAAUACGGGCAGACGCCGGUAUUGUCGUGGGGUGCGACACCUACGCAGGUCUCGACUUCUCUGGAAAUGUUGUUGUCAGGAAUAAACAUGAUAAUGACUUUAUAGGAUUUGUAUUCGGCUAUCGCAGCAACAGCCAAUUUUACUUAGUGUCGUGGAAAGCGAAAUCAGACAAGUACUGGAUAGGCUGGCCUUCCGUGGUGAAAGCCGACGCUGGUAUCCACAUAAAGCUUGUCAACUCGUCGACGGGACCCGGCGCCUAUCUGAGGAACGCGCUUUACAGCACGAAGUCGGUUAAAGAUCAGGUGAAACUCCUUUGGCAAGACCCCAAGAAACAAGGCUGGAAGCACUUGCUAAUAUAUUCCUGGCAGCUCAUUCAUCGGCCGCAUAUCGGCCUUAUCCGUAUAAAGGUGUUCAGUCUCGGCAAGCUUUUAGUGGACUCUGGAAACGUCUAUGAUAAAACUAUUAAAGGAGGCAGGGUUGGAGUAUAUGCGUUUUCUCAGGAAAAUAUCGAGUGGCACAAAAUGAAAUUCGAAUGCAAUGAUAAAAUUCCGAGUAACCUGAUAUCAGAACUUCCUCCAGACUUACAAAAGAUAUCGGUCGUAGAUAGCGCUCAUACAUGGAAUAACAAAAGCGGGCUAUAAU